AUGGCCAGCGUAGAUCAUCCAUGCUGCGUGCGCUUCCUCGCUUUCUGUAUGACUGCCCGACCCCAGCUGAUCACACAGUUUCUCCCGAUGGGCUGCCUCCUCGACCAUCUCCACCACAUCCGCUUGGGCUGCUUGGCGGUCACCGACGCAGCACUCCACCUUCCCACCUCCGCCCCCUCUUCCAAUUGUUUCACACCUUCACUCUUUGUCAAUAGCAACAAGUUGUCUUCCAACGCUGGCAGCGGUGUCGAGGUAAGAUCCAGUGAAUGCAACCUCACUUCAGCCAAACGAGUGCGUGAAGACGGCCCCAUCGAUGAUAACGGCGGCGAAAGAUCACUUGAUCACAACGGCCAAGUUUUACAGGUCCUUUCUGACACCUUGACGGGAAAACAUACCCUCCCAGACAGCAUGGGAAUCGGCUCACUUCUGCCCAGUUCUUCAUCAAGCUCCAGAUCGAGUGAACGCUUCACUCGGCCCGGCUUUCUCGUGACCAACUCUCGAAGGCCGAUGCCAAAGCCGGGUGUCAUGAUGACUUGGUGCCAGCAGAUCGCAAGUGGUAUGGCCUAUUUGGCGAGCCGAGGCAUCAUACAUCGCGAUCUGGCCGCGCGAAAUGUCCUCAUGCAAACGGAGCAUUGGGUGAGUUGGACAUGGACUUUUGCCUUGACAGUUCGAAGACGCCAUGUUGAUUGUAUUGUUUAUCUCGUUCAUUUGUAUCUACAAAAAGAAAGGGAAUUUCGAAGAAUCGCUUGA
Molecule: messenger RNA, 750 nt
Organism: Protopolystoma xenopodis
Lineage: Eukaryota; Metazoa; Platyhelminthes; Monogenea; Polystomatidea; Polystomatidae
Source: the annotation of a GenBank genome assembly